AUGAAAACAAGGAAUUCUUAGAGAUAAUCAUAAAGAGAAGACUUGUCAGUGACUUGUUAAGAGGUAUUAACUAUAAUUUCUCAAAAAUUUCAUACCUUAUAUAUUAACCAUUUUUAAGCCUUAUUUUAGAAUUUAUCUAUGAGUGAAUUCGCCCUCAAUAGCAGUGCACAAACACCUAGGAAGAAAAGAGGACCAAUAUGCAAGAAACACAAAUAUACCACAAUAAAUUUGAAAAAACACAAAUCCUCGAAAUAAUUUAUCUGCUAUGAAGACAGAGAUUUAAAUAUUCCCGAGAAAUACUAAUCAAUCUUAUAAAAACAUGUAAGAAUUAUAUUUAAAAAAUUAAAGAAAUCAGAUGACGAUAGAGAGUCUGAUUCAGAACAAAUUAAACAUGCCAUCAACUACUUAAAAGAAUUGAAUUAUAUUAAUUUUAUAAUGCUCAAAAAAUACCUCUUACAAAGCAAUUCGAAAGACUACUUCUAAUAAAAAAGAGUACACACCAAAGAUUCUGAACACACUAGGCAUUUUGAAUAGCAUAAUUAUGUGAAGAGAAGUAUACAAACAGAAACAAAACCAGCAUUAAAACCAAUCGACAUGGAAGAAACCAGAAAAGAGGAGCUGUCUAAGUUUCGUUCCAUAUCUCUUUAUAAUAAGAAACAAGUGAGAGUACCAUCCUCAGCAGAGAAAUGUCGCUCUAAUGAGAAAAUUAGGGUCUUUAAUAUUUUCAACAGUACUCCCAGAAAUGUCAAGCCUAGUCGAUCUCAAUAAAUGUUGAAUGGAUUCAAAGAAAAAGUAGUCUAUUCAUCUCAUAGUCGUUAAUAAUCUGCUGCUAAACAUCUAAUCUCAAGUAGAAUUAAUGAUUCCUAAGAAUUAUUAUAAUAAGCGACUAAACCAAAUAUGAUACCAUUAAGAAGGUUUUUUAAAGAUAACCAAGUCUAGUAGCAAAAUAAUAUUAAACUGGAAUUAGAAAAACAUAAGACUAACAAUAUAUUGGAAUUAUUACUCCUAACUACUGGAGAAUUGAAGAAAAAGUUUUAAGAAGAACAGAAGUAACGAGAUAGCAAUAGUAGAUAAAACUCAGAAGAAAGAGUAAGGAUUAAAGUGAGAAAUAGCCAUAAAUUUCCUAAGGAUUUUUUUCUAUGA
Molecule: messenger RNA, 1143 nt
Organism: Paramecium tetraurelia
Lineage: Eukaryota; Ciliophora; Oligohymenophorea; Peniculida; Parameciidae
Exons: 5
Source: RefSeq, a predicted model, not a curated record